AUGCGCAACCUCCUCUCGAAUUCGUUUGAGCUCAACAAGGAGGAACGUCCCCCAGGGAAUGUCGAUAUUGAGCUAGGUUUGCAAGGCGACCUGUCGGGUUCCGCACAGCCAGGUUUCGAUGGCUUCUAUGAACAGGUCAGGGAGAUUAAUAAGUUGCUUGAGACGUUGACAAAACUACUGAAGGAUCUUCAGAACUCAAAUGAGGAAUCGAAGGUUGUCACUAAGGCAUCAGCUAUGAAAGAUAUCAAAAGGCGCAUGGAGAAGGAUGUUAAUGAAGUGACAAAAGUUGCACGGCUCACAAAAUCAAAACUUCAGCAAUUGAAUAAAGAGAAUCUUGCAAACAGAGAAAAGCCGGACUUUCACAAGGGAUCAGGUGUGGACCGAUCUCGGACCUCAGUGACAAUUACAUUGACUACGAGGUUGAGAGAACGCAUAUCAGAGUUUCAGACACUAAGAGAAGCAAUCCAGACGGAGUACAGGGAAGUUGUAGAGCGGCGUGUUUUCACCGUAACGGGCGAGCGUGCUGAUGAAGAGACUAUUGACAAGCUGAUAGAAACAGGCGACAGUGAGCAAAUUUUUCAAAGAGCUAUUCAGGAACAAGGGCGUGGAAGGGUGCUUGACACACUCCAAGAGAUCCAGGAGCGGCAUGACACGGUGAAAGAGAUCGAGACUAAGCUCCUUGAGCUGCAGCAGAUUUUCCUCGACUUGUCGGUACUGGUUGAGGCGCAAGGCGAGAUCCUGAACAACAUCGAAGUGCAGGUUACAGGUGCAGUGGAGCAUGUUCAGACUGGAACAAACCUCCUUCAGAAGGCGAGGGUCCUGCAAAAAAACACGCGGAAAUGGACCUGCAUAGCGAUCAUCAUCCUGCUGAUCAUCGUACUCGUCAUCGUCCUCUCGUUGAAACCGUGGGCAAAGAAGUAG
Triticum turgidum subsp. durum (durum wheat) is the source of this 921-nucleotide messenger RNA. Lineage: Eukaryota; Viridiplantae; Streptophyta; Magnoliopsida; Poales; Poaceae. The record is from the annotation of a GenBank genome assembly.